GGGAGUCAUGAGAAUGGGCUAUGAAACAGUGGAACAUGCAAUACAUUUAUUCAGCGAAGAAACAUAUUCAACAGAAAGAGAAACUGAGGUAACAACAGUACAUUACAUUUUGAAGGGAGAAGGGGCAGAAAACACGUAGAAAGAUUAAUGUGUAGUCAUAUUUAUAAAAGCGUAGAGACAUGGGAAAUAAUACAAGGGAGAAAUAAACGUACAUAUAUAAAGGUAGAGGGCGCUCGUCAUCUCCAUUUAGAUGGCAUGCGCUAACAACCCCUAAAAAGAAGAAGCAAUCAGCAAGAGGCAACAGACAACCAACUUUACAUCCUUCGGAAAACCAGAGCUUCAACAACAUCUUUCGUUGCCAAAGGACAAACGCAGACCAAGAAAGUUACACACGAGGUGCAUUUCCGUCUUUCAGAACUCAGCUGUGGACCCACUGUGCAGUCUGGUAUAUAACACUGCAUCUCAGGACACGGCACCCCAAUGUCUCUCACAUCACCUACUGCCCUGUGCCUUCUGCUCAGCGGCUAUGGAGCCCUGGCCUUAUCAGGCCACUUCUGGCACAUCACUGACCUUCACUGGGACCCGCACUACAACAUGUCCAAUGACCCCAAGUCUGUCUGUCCAUCCAGCGGCUCUCAGGCUGUCCACAAUGCCGGCCGCUGGGGUGAUUACCUGUGCGACUCCCCCUGGGAUCUGAUCAACUCCUCCAUCUACACCAUGAGACACAUCCUGCCCGACCCCGACUUCAUCCUGUGGACUGGUGAUGACACUCCACAUGUGCCUAACGAGGAGCUGGGAGAGGAGAAAGUGUUGGACAUCAUUGCUAACCUCACUCACAUCCUGCAGGAGGUGUUUCCAGACACCAAAGUGUACUCUGCGAUGGGGAACCACGACUUUCACCCCAAGAGCCAGCUGCCAGCUGGAGAGAACCCCGGAUACAUCAGGACUGCAGAGCUGUGGGAGCGCUGGCUGGAGAGCAGCUCCGUCGAAACAUUCAGAAAAGGUGCGUACUACACAGAGAGGCUGCUGAACAAGACAGGCCAGCGCAUGAUUGUUCUGAACACAAACCUCUACUACAACAAUAACAACCUGACCGUGGAUCUCCAGGACCCCGCUGACCAGUUCAAGUGGCUGGAGGAGGUGCUGACCAGUGCAGCGGCCAGCAAGGAGAAGGUUUACAUCAUCGGACACGUUCCUCCUGGAUUCUUUGAGAAGAAGCGUCACACGUCCUGGUUCAGAGGCCGUUUCAACGAGCGCUACCUUGAGAUCAUCCGGAAACACCACCCCGUCAUCGCAGGGCAGUUCUUCGGACAUCAGCACACAGACACCUUCCACAUGUUCUACAACAACUCCGGGUCUCCGAUCAGCGCAAUGUUCCUGGCGCCUGGGAUAACCCCCUGGAAAACUACACUCUCGGGAGUGAAGAACGGGGCCAACAACCCUGGCAUCCGAGUCUUUGAGUAUGACCACACUACCUUGCUCAUAAAGGACAUUGUGACCUACUACCUGAACCUGACUCACGCCAACCUGGCAGGCCCGCGCUGGGAGAAGGAAUACCGGCUCACCGAAUCCUUCCGCGUGCCCGACGCUUCGGCCCGCUCCAUGCACGAGGUGCUGCGGCAGAUGGAGACGGACGACUGUGCCCUGCAGCGACAUUACCGCUUCAACUCCGUGAGCUACGACCUCUCGCACUGCGACUGGGCCUGUCGCGCGGACCACGUGUGCUCGAUCCGCGAGGUGGACUUCUCCAGUUACGAGAAAUGCGUCGUCACAGAAGGUGUCACUCUCCUCUCUCUAGCACCGGUUUUACUGCUGCUGCCAGCCACCCUGUCAUGGGAUCCAAUGAUGUAACUGAGGCUGGAUCUUAGUGCUGUCUGCUUUGUAAGCUAAUCGUUUAUUAAACCUGUCCUUGAAUGAGGAACUGUAUUUUAAAAAAAAUCUGAA
This is a messenger RNA of Polyodon spathula (Mississippi paddlefish), 1944 nucleotides long. It is a transcript of the gene smpdl3b, whose product is annotated as sphingomyelin phosphodiesterase acid like 3B. Gene Ontology annotation, biological process: sphingomyelin catabolic process. The transcript is spliced from 9 exons. Bases 481 to 1851 code for a protein of 456 amino acids. Lineage: Eukaryota; Metazoa; Chordata; Actinopteri; Acipenseriformes; Polyodontidae. Gene Ontology annotation, molecular function: sphingomyelin phosphodiesterase activity. The record is from RefSeq and is a predicted model, not a curated record.